AUGAAGAGAUCGUUUGUCGCCUUUGCAGAGCAUGUCACUCGGGCCACGAGGUCUAUCCCGCCCGUGAGGCCGCCGUAUAAGAACAUGCUGAAGGAUCCGUCGAAGAAGUACAGGGCGUUCCAGCCUCCAAAAAUGCAGAGCAGGAAGUGGCCAGAUAACACCAUCACGAAGGCCCCCAGAUGGCUCUCGACAGACCUGAGGGACGGGAACCAGUCCCUGCCAGACCCAAUGUCCGUGGAACAGAAGAAAGAGUACUUCCAUAAACUGGUCGGCAUGGGAUUCAAAGAGAUCGAGGUCUCGUUUCCCUCCGCCUCGCAGACUGAUUUCGAUUUCACCAGGUACGCCGUCGAGAACGCUCCAGACGACGUCUCGAUCCAGGCGCUCGUACAGUCCAGGGAGCACCUGAUCAGGAGAACUGUCGAGUCUCUAACGGGCGCCAAACGUGCCACAAUCCACACUUACCUCGCCACAAGCGAUAUGUUCAGAGAGAUUGUGUUCAAUAUGUCCCAAGAACAGGCCAUCGCGAAGGCCGUCGAGGCAACAAAACUAGUCCGCAAACUGACCAAAGAUGACCCAUCGCAACAGGCUACCCGUUGGUCGUACGAGUUCUCCCCCGAGUGUUUCAGCGAUACGCCUCCUGAGUUUGCCCUGCAAAUCUGCGAGGCAGUCAAGCAAGCUUGGGAACCCACGGUCGAUAACCCAAUCAUCUUCAACCUGCCGGCUACGAUCGAGGUCGCUACUCCAAACGUAUACGCUGACUUGAUCGAGUACUUCAGCACGCACAUCUCAGAGAGGGAGAAAGUGUGCAUCUCGACGCAUAACCAUAACGACAGAGGUUGUGCCGUUGCGGCGACCGAGUUAGGGUUGCUCGCCGGUGCUGACCGUGUGGAAGGUUGCAUCUUCGGUAACGGGGAACGUACAGGGAACGUCGAUAUCGUCACCGUUGGGUUGAACAUGUACACGCAGGGGAUCUCACCAAACUUGGAUUUCUCCGACAUGACCUCCAUUAGAGAGGUUGUGGAACGGUGCAAUAAGAUCCCUGUCCCACAGAGAGCACCUUACGGUGGGGACCUCGUCGUUUGUGCAUUUUCUGGUUCGCACCAGGACGCUAUCAAGAAGGGUUUUGCCCUACAGGAGAAGAAGAAGGCUCAAGGUAUCGAGGACCCUCUUUGGAGAAUCCCAUACUUGCCCCUGGACCCAAAGGAUAUUGGCAGAGACUACGAGGCAGUCAUCAGAGUCAACUCUCAGUCCGGUAAGGGCGGUGCCGCCUGGGUCAUUUUGAGAUCGCUAGGUUUGGACUUGCCGAAGUCUAUGCAGGUCGAAUUCUCGAAAGCGGUGCAAGACAACGCGGACGCCCUGGGCAGAGAACUGAAGGCAGACGAGAUUACUUCCGUUUUGAAGAAACAUUACAACUACAACAACGAGGCCUGUAGAGACAUCGAGCUGAUGGAAUACGAUGUCCAGAAGUUCGGUUCCGAGCGCAGAGUUUUGGCGGGUAAAGUCAAGAUCAACGGCCAAAUUGUCAGCAUCGAAGGUACAGGGAACGGUCCUAUCUCUUCGCUGGUGGACGCCUUCUCGAAGCUACUAAACGUGAGAUUCGCAGUCUCCAACUACACAGAACAUUCCUUGGGGUCCGGCUCGUCCACCCAAGCUGCAUCCUACGUCAGCAUGACUUACAACACCACUGACGGCAAGGCCUAUAAAUGGGGGAUCGGUGUUUCCGAGGAUGUCGGUGACUCCUCCGUCGAAGCCAUCUUCUCAUGCAUCAACAACAUCGUCAGAUCGGGCGAUGUCGCAUUGCCCGAAAUCUCUAAGUAA
This is a messenger RNA of Huiozyma naganishii CBS 8797, 1818 nucleotides long. RefSeq lists its product as uncharacterized. The record is from RefSeq and is a predicted model, not a curated record. The transcript has a single exon. The coding region runs from base 1 to 1818 and encodes 605 amino acids. Gene Ontology annotation, cellular component: mitochondrion. Gene Ontology annotation, biological process: L-leucine biosynthetic process. Gene Ontology annotation, molecular function: 2-isopropylmalate synthase activity. Lineage: Eukaryota; Fungi; Ascomycota; Saccharomycetes; Saccharomycetales; Saccharomycetaceae.